Molecule: messenger RNA, 918 nt
Organism: Penicillium bovifimosum
Lineage: Eukaryota; Fungi; Ascomycota; Eurotiomycetes; Eurotiales; Aspergillaceae
Exons: 5
Coding region: 1-918 (305 amino acids)
Biological process (GO): mitochondrial L-ornithine transmembrane transport
Molecular function (GO): L-ornithine transmembrane transporter activity
Source: RefSeq, a predicted model, not a curated record
AUGGAGACUGAGGUGAUUGACAAGAUGGACCAGGGUGGCGAUGGUGCCCUCCGCACCGUCAAGGAUUUGACUGCGGGCGCAGCUGGUGGAAUUGCUCAAGUUCUGCUCGGCCAACCCUUUGAUAUUGUCAAGGUGCGCUUGCAGACCACCACUCAGUACAAGAGUGCGCUGGAGUGCGCAACCCAGAUUUUCAAGAAAGAAGGUCCCUCGGCCUUCUACAAGGGCACACUGACCCCGCUUAUCGGUAUCGGUGCUUGCGUGUCUGUCCAAUUCGGUGCCUACCAUGAAGCGCGCCGUCGUCUGGAAGAGCUGAACAAAAAGAAAUAUGCCAACCCAGCUCUUUCUUACAGCCAGUACUACUUGGCCGGUUCAUUCGCCGGUGUCACCAACUCCGUGCUGUCAGGUCCGAUUGAGCACGUCCGUAUCCGUCUGCAGGCACAGCCGCACGGUGCCGGCCGUCUGUACUCGGGUCCUCUCGACUGCGUGAGCAAACUGGCCGCGCAGGGCGGUGCCCUCCGCGGUCUUUACCGCGGCCAGGCUGUCACCGUUAUCCGUGAGGCCCAGGCAUACGGUGCUUGGUUCGCAGCCUUUGAGUUCAUGAUGAACCAAGAUGCCAAGCGUAACAGUAUCAAGCGUGAGGACAUUUCUAAGGGCAAGAUUGCCAUGUACGGUGGUCUGGCUGGUGAGGUUCUUUGGCUUUCCAGCUACCCCUUCGAUGUCAUCAAGAGUAAGAUGCAGACCGAUGGAUUCGGCGCGCAACAGAAGUUCAGCACUAUGCGUGAUUGCUUCAAGAAGACAUAUGCUCUCGAGGGUCUCGGUGGUUUCUGGAAGGGUAUUGGCCCGACUCUGCUGAGAGCUAUGCCUGUGUCUGCCGGCACAUUCCUGACUGUCGAAUUGGCCAUGCAAGCCCUCGGUUGA